Messenger RNA from Myxozyma melibiosi, 654 nucleotides. RefSeq lists its product as uncharacterized. The transcript has a single exon. Bases 118 to 501 code for a protein of 127 amino acids. The record is from RefSeq and is a predicted model, not a curated record. Lineage: Eukaryota; Fungi; Ascomycota; Lipomycetes; Lipomycetales; Lipomycetaceae.
UUGUAUUAUAUUCCUACGCUCUCUAGAAUCCUUGAACUUCUUUGGGGUACAUAUCUUCGUUUUAUAUCUUCAACUCAUACUCAUACUGCUUUAGAUUGAGUUUUUUUCCAUUCUACAAUGCUGCUUAUUGGUAGUCUGGUUGAUCACUUCAACCGCCAAAAUGACGCAGAGAUGGCUUCUGAAAGCAUGACUACUUCCAUCUCUUUCCUUCCAAAGUCUCGAUCUUUAUCAACGGCGUUAUCCUCUCUUCCUCUUUUCCUCUUCCCCUCCUCUUUCAUUGUUUUUUAUCAACGCUUUUGUCAUUGUCAUUUAUUUGUCGCACUUACUCUUGUCGAUGCGGCCUCUCUCUACGUUUCAUGUCCGUUUGCUUCAUUUCACCAGUCUCGAAAGAUGCAGAACAUCUGCUUUCCCGUCCUUCAUUUUCCUCUCCCGCCGUUUCUUUAUCUUAUCUUUCUGCUUAUAAGUUCUCUGCAUAGUUCGUUUGUCUUUCGUGAAAAAUAAUGAAGAUCUGGUUUAAUGUAAUUUAUUCAUCUUAAAAAUAUCGAGACCACUGUUGACUCGGACCGUUUACUUUCAACGUUUGGCGUUUUCGCGUAUUGCAAGGUUUAAAGGCGGGUUGCGGGUUAGGUUUUGAUGACACCUUUAUCGUAGGUU